Messenger RNA from Kogia breviceps (pygmy sperm whale), 2472 nucleotides. NCBI's taxonomy places the organism in Eukaryota, Metazoa, Chordata, Mammalia, Artiodactyla, Physeteridae. The record is from RefSeq and is a predicted model, not a curated record.
AGGAAGAGGAGCCUGCCCCUCUCCAUGCAGCUGCGUGUCUGUGUUUGUGUGUGUGCAUGGGAGGCUGGGCUUUCCCAGGCUCUACCUGUGUGUGUACUUCCCUACGUGGGCCUGCUCACGUGUGCCCUUGCAUGUGUGCUCCGGGGUAUGUGAGCUUAGCCAGUCUGGCGCUUGGACAGGGUAGGGUGCUACUCAAGGGGAAGAAAAAGAGAGGGGACAGGAGUGAAGAGAGAUGGAGUCUUCGUUAGGGCUCUUAUUUACAGAUGACUUUAGGCCUAUGAACUGAGCUUCAGCAAAGAAAAAAAAAGAAAGAAAGAAAGAAAAAGAAAAAAAAAGGACUGUAUUGGCUCCUGUAAUUGAAAAGUCCAGGGGUAGCACUGGUUUCAGGUAUAGUUGGAUCCAGGGACUGGAAUGUUGUCUUCAGGAUAUUGUCUCUCCAUCUUUCAGAGAUGGGAGAGUGUAAUACAAUGAAAAUAUCACUUAAUGGCAAUGGUUUUAACCUGUUGCGGUGAGCGAUGAAAGCUAAGACCUGUCUUCAGAAAAAUGCCUUUCAGAUACAUGCACAUGCUAUACAUAAUUCUUUCCUUUCCUUCCUUAUGAAGUGGGCAGACCUUGCCCUGUUUCUGCCUGACCUCCCAGAUUUACAAGGACUUGCCUCUCACAGGUUCAGGAGUGCAGGAAGGUGGGGGGACCUUCCUCUGUCACUGGGGCCCCUGGCACAAUGAGGGUUGAUCUCUGGGACGGGAGAGGCUAUGCCAGGCCACUGGUCCCCGCUCCCAGCCUCCUCCCUUCCAUCCUCUGCCCUUCACCCAGCCCCUUAUCUGGGUCCUGCCUGGCCUCCCCUUUCAGCUUUGGGCCCUGACUUUAUCUUUCAGCUGCAAGGUCUGGGGCAUGGAGGACGACACACCGAUACUAAGAGAGGCCAGCUCUCUCACAUCAGCGGCCGGUGGUUUGGAGAACAUGGAGGCUGAGCUGUUGGAAAGCCUGGCCUGAGGAAGGCCGAGAUCCUGGCACAGUGACUCAAGCCCUGCAGAAGUCAGGGACAGCGGGAGCAAGGCUGGCCCGGAGCCUUCCUCAGGGUGGAGGAACCUGCAGCCAGCCCUGAGGGUGAGACGCUUCUGCAGGGAGCAUGCACAGCUGUUUCGAUGGAUCUGCACAGGCCUGCUAUGUACUGCAUUUGCUGCCUUCCUGCUGAUGGCCUGCCUCCUGGAUUUCCAGAGGGCCCUGGCAUUGUUUGUCCUCACCUGUGUGGACCUCGUCUUCCUGGCCCACAGCCUGCUGAAGAGGCUGCUGGGGCCAAAGCUGCUGAGGUGUGUCAAGCCUCUGGGGCAUCCCGGCCUGAACCUCUGGUUUCAGCCCUUUCUAGCCCUUGCUGCUUUCCUGGGCCUGAUCCUAUGGCUGGUUCUGGACACCUCUCAGAGGCCUGAGCAGCUGGUGUCCUUUGGAGGAAUCUGCAUGUUCAUCAGCCUCCUCUUUGCCUUCUCAAAGCAUCACCGCGCAGUAUCCUGGCGGGCUGUGUCCUGUGGUCUUGGACUACAGUUUGCACUUGGACUCUUCGUCAUCAGAACAGAACCAGGAUUUAUUGCAUUUCAGUGGCUGGGCGACGAGAUCCAGAUCUUCCUGAGCUACAGGUCCAGCUUCUUGUCUGGGGAGGCUCUGGUCAAGGAUGUCUUUGCAUUUCAGGUUUUGCCCAUCAUUGUUUUCUUCAGCUGCGCCAUGUCAGUUCUCUACUACGUGAGCUUCAUGCAGUGGGUGAUCCUGAAGAUCUCCUGGCUGAUGCAGGCCACCAUGGGUCCCAUGGCCACGGAGACCCUGAGUGUGGCUUGAAACAUUUUUGUGAGCCGGACUGAGUCUCCUCUACUGAUCUGGCCCUACUUGGCAGACAUGACACUCUCUGAAAUCCACGUUGUCAUGACCAGAGGCUGUGCCACCAUUGCCGGCAGCCUGCUGGAUGCCUACAUCUCCUUUGGGAUCGAUGCUGCCUCCUUAAUAAUUGCUGCCUCUGUGAUGGCUGCCCCUUGUGCCUUAGCCCUCUACCCGGAGGUGGAGGAGUACAAGUUCAGGGGUGAGGAAGGAGUGAAACUGACCUACAGAGAUGCUCAAAACCUCUUAGAAGUAGCUAGCAGUGGGACCGCCAUGUCUGUGAGGGUCGUGACCAACAUCGCAGCCAACCUGAUUGCUUUCCUGGCUGUGCUGGCCUUCAUCAAUGCUGCCCUUUCCUGGCUGGGAGACAUGAUGGACGUCCAGGGGCUCAGCUUCCAGAUACAGCUCAUCCGCUCCUACAUCCUGCAGUCAGUGGCCUCCCUGAUGGGCGUGGCCUGGGAGGGCUGCCCGGUGGUGGCUGAGCUGCUGGGAAUGAAGCUGUUUCUGAACGAUGGGCGCUGAGGAGUGGGCCAGUUCCAGGAAGCAGUGGAUCUCUGAUCCCCUCUAACCUGAGCUAAUGUGAGAAGGUCCCUUUUACUCUGAAAUCAA